AUGGUCUGUUUGCUGACUCUCGCGGCUUUUCUCAGACGAAAGGAGGGUGUUCAGUUUGACAAGAUCACUGCACGCAUCAGCAAGCUGUGUUACGGUCUCGACAAUGAACAUGUAGACCCCAUAGGCAUCGCCCAGAAGGUGAUCAUGGGUGUGUACAACGGUGUCACAACAGUUGAACUAGACAACCUAGCCGCGGAGACGGCAGCAUACCUCACCACUAAACAUCCCGACUACGCGAUCCUUGCCGCGCGCAUCGCUGUUUCCAAUCUACACAAGGAGACUAAGAAGAGCUUCUCCGCUGUCAUUAAAGAUUUGUAUACAUAUGUCAACCCCAAGAAUGGUCGCCCAGCUAGCAUGAUCUCAGACGAGACGUACAACGUUGUUAUGGCCAACGCCGAGCAACUCGACUCUGCAAUUAUUUAUGAUCGCGACUUCAGUUAUAACUAUUUCGGCUUCAAGACUCUUGAGCGGUCAUACCUCCUCAAGAUCGACGGUCGCGUGGCUGAGCGCCCGCAACACAUGCUUAUGCGUGUUGCUGUCGGCAUCCAUGGAUCUGAAAUUAACAAAGCCAUUAAAACGUAUCUCCUUAUGUCUGAGAGGUACUUCACGCACGCAUCACCGACGUUAUUCAAUGCUGGCACGCCUCAUCCUCAGCUCAGUUCUUGCUUCUUGGUAUGCAUGAAGGAUGACUCGAUCGAGGGUAUCUACGACACGCUCAAGAACUGCGCAAUGAUCAGCAAGACUGCGGGCGGCAUCGGCCUCAACAUCCACAACAUUCGUGCCACAGGGUCGUACAUUGCGGGCACCAACGGGUACUCUAAUGGCAUUGUACCGAUGCUCCGUGCGUACGACGCGACGGCUCGUUAUGUCGACCAGGGCGGCAACAAGCGCCCUGGUGCCUUUGCUAUCUACAUCGAGCCGUGGCACGCAGAUGUCUUCGAGUUCAUUGACCUCAGGAAGAAUCAUGGUAAGGAGGAAGUCCGUGCGCGCGACCUCUUCUACGCCCUUUGGAUCCCCGACCUCUUCAUGAAACGUGUUGAGUCAGGUGGACAAUGGUCACUGUUCUGUCCUAACGAAGCACCGGGCCUGCACGAGGUAUGGGGCGAAGAGUUCGAGAAACUGUACGAACAAUAUGAACGAGAAGGACGUGCCCGGAAGACCAUCGAGGCACAGAAACUAUGGUAUGCGAUCAUGGAUGCUCAGAUUGAGACCGGGGGGCCUUUCAUGCUCUAUAAGGAUGCUGCCAACGCCAAGUCGAACCAGAAGAAUCUGGGUACCAUCAAGUCUUCUAACCUCUGCACGGAGAUUAUCGAGUAUUCAUCACCCGAAGAGACUGCCGUCUGUAACCUGGCUUCUAUCGCACUGCCCUCCUUCAUCAAGAAUGGCCGCUACGAUUUCAAGUAUCUGCACGAGAUUGCGAAGGUUGUCGCCUUCAACUUGAACCGUAUCAUUGACGUGAACUACUACCCAAUCCCGGAGGCACGGCUCUCGAACAUGCGCCACCGUCCGAUCGGCGUGGGCGUUCAGGGCCUCGCGGACACGUUCAUGGCUCUGCGCAUGCCGUUCGACUCGCCCGAGGCGCGCCUGCUCAACAAGCAGAUCUUCGAAACUAUCUACCACGCGGCACUCGAAGCGAGCAGCGAGCAGGGGGAGAAGGACGGACCCUACGAGACAUAUAAGGGCAGCCCGGCGUCGCAAGGCGAGCUGCAGUACGACAUGUGGGGUGUAACGCCCACUGAUCUGUGGGACUGGGCUGAGCUGAAAGCAAAGAUUGCGCGUACGGGCUUGAGGAACUCGCUCCUGGUUGCUCCUAUGCCGACUGCGUCCACGAGUCAGAUCCUCGGCUUCAAUGAGUGCUUCGAGCCAUAUACCAGUAACAUUUAUACCCGCCGUGUGCUCGCUGGGGAGUUCCAAGUUGUGUGCCCCUGGCUACUACGCGAGCUUGUCGACCGUAAACUAUGGGAUGACCAGAUGAAAAACAUGAUCAUCGCGCACAACGGCUCCGUGCAAAACAUUCCUUCGAUUCCGGAUGACAUCAAGGCGAUCUACAAGACCGUCUGGGAGAUCAGCCAGAAGAAGGUGCUCGAUCUCGCCGCGGAUCGGGGCGCGUUCAUCUGCCAGAGCCAGAGUUUGAACGUGCACCUGCAGUCGCCGACAUCGGGCCAGCUCACGAGCAUGCACUUUUACGGAUGGAAGAAGGGCCUCAAGACGGGCAUGUACUACCUCCGCACGCGCCCCGCCGCGCAGGCUAUCCAAUUUACUGUCGACCAGAGCGUCCUUGAGGACGCGAAAAGGCAGCAGGUCGCGGGCAUGCAGGCCGGCAAGCUCGAUGCGGCUAAGGCGGCGCAUGCUGUGCCCGCUCCCAACCCCAUCAGCACUGCCACGUCCUUGGAUGGGUUCAGCCCCGUCGCUCACUCAAGCACACCCUCGCCUUCAGAUGAGGUACGCUCGCUCCCUGAGCAGUCUGGCUCGCUGUCGCUCGAUGACCAAACGAAGAAGGCGGCAGAGCAGGAUCCCGAAUUCGCCGCAGCGCUCCUGCGUCAGCGUGACCGGGAGGUCGAGCAGGCGAAGUUGAUGUGCUCUCUGGAGAACAAGGAAGCCUGCGUAAUGUGCUCAGGCUGA
Molecule: messenger RNA, 2622 nt
Organism: Sparassis crispa
Lineage: Eukaryota; Fungi; Basidiomycota; Agaricomycetes; Polyporales; Sparassidaceae
Product: Ribonucleoside-diphosphate reductase large chain
Exons: 10
Coding region: 1-2622 (873 amino acids)
Biological process (GO): DNA replication; deoxyribonucleotide biosynthetic process
Cellular component (GO): ribonucleoside-diphosphate reductase complex
Molecular function (GO): ATP binding; ribonucleoside-diphosphate reductase activity, thioredoxin disulfide as acceptor
Source: RefSeq, a predicted model, not a curated record